CUCUUAUUUGCUCAACUCCCCUCGUUCAGAGUGCUUUCUUGAUCUAAACGCUAGUAAUUCUUUUGAAAGUUGAAAAGCUUUUAGUCUAACAUAAUGGGCAUAACCGGGGUAUGCUCAAGAUUGAUUGGAGACGUGUUGCAUGCAUUUGGAAGCUCAAGAGCUAGCUCAGCGGCAGCUCACCUUGGUGAGGACGAUCAUGGUUGCAAGCCACAGAAUGCGCCCAGGGUUGAUGACACAAUGGUCCGAGCUCUAAUCACCGUGUUCGGAAUGCAAAGCAAUGGAAGAAUCAAGAAGGAGAACGCGCGCCGAGUGGUGGAGAAGCCUGGCUUGAUAUAUGGUACUCCUCCUAAUUCCGAGGAAGACAAAUCUGGCUUUGAGCUACCUGGCGAAGGUGUCCUAGACGACGACGAUGAAGUGCCCGUAGAGGAGGUGCUUGGCGGCUUCGAGGAUGCAUCGAAGCACAACGAGUUACUGCGUGAAGCCUUCAAGAUUUUUGACGAGGAUGGUGAUGGAUAUAUAGAGGCAGUGGAGUUGAAGAGGGUGCUGGAGUGUUUGGGAUUGGACGAGGGGUUGGAUAUGGAUCAGAUAGAGAAGAUGGUGAGAAUUGUGGAUUUGAACUUGGACGGGAAGGUUGAUUUCAGUGAGUUCGAAUUAAUGAUGAAGUGAAAAUUAACGUCACUGAUUAUUUAUCAAAGAAUAUUAUUAUUUAUUGAGUUUGUUAUGCCAA
Carya illinoinensis is the source of this 727-nucleotide messenger RNA. Its product is annotated as calmodulin-like protein 7. The transcript has a single exon. Gene Ontology annotation, molecular function: enzyme regulator activity; calcium ion binding. Bases 94 to 666 code for a protein of 190 amino acids. The record is from RefSeq and is a predicted model, not a curated record. Lineage: Eukaryota; Viridiplantae; Streptophyta; Magnoliopsida; Fagales; Juglandaceae.